Molecule: messenger RNA, 1908 nt
Organism: Elgaria multicarinata webbii
Lineage: Eukaryota; Metazoa; Chordata; Lepidosauria; Squamata; Anguidae
Gene: ATOH1
Product: atonal bHLH transcription factor 1
Exons: 3
Coding region: 1-1908 (635 amino acids)
Biological process (GO): positive regulation of transcription by RNA polymerase II; sensory organ development; axon development
Cellular component (GO): nucleus
Molecular function (GO): E-box binding; protein dimerization activity; DNA-binding transcription factor activity, RNA polymerase II-specific
Source: RefSeq, a predicted model, not a curated record
AUGGUAAUGUUUCCCGCACGCGCCGCGCCUCCGUGCUCCGACAGCCAGCCUUCCCAGAGGCGCGCCGCCACUCGCGCCCUGAAACGCGAAGCGCGCCGCGGGCGCCCGACACCGCCGCCUUGCAGCCCGAGAGCCCUCUCCGCCAGAGCCGCCGCAGGGUCCGGAACGUCCCCCUACGCCUCCUCCACCCGAAAUGAAGCCGCGGCCCCAGCCGGACUCGCAAAGCCAGAGGAAGAAUCCCGCCGGGCUUGGGACGCAAUUCCGCUUCGUUUUUUCCGCCCGCUCGCCCCUGUCUACAGCGGAGGCAGCGAGGGGAAAGUGCGCUGUGAGUUGGGAUGGCCGAGCCCUCCCGACCAGCCGGCUCAGGGAAAGCAAAUGCCGUUGAAUCAGCCUUCAGUUUUUCUCCUGGCCGAAGGCAUUGGGAAAGCGGGACGUUUCAAGCCUCCCGAAACAAAACGACCUUGCAGAGCUACUACUAUCGUCACUGCUAUUAUCACCAGCGGGCGCCCUCCCCUCCCAACUGAGCCCACGACGUCCCACUCCGUUUACAAGACCCUGGAGAGUUGCGCGCACGGGGCCCAUUUCUCGGCACGCGCCCCCGCGCUCGCCUCUCCCACAAUGGGGCGCAGCGCCCUCCGCAACCGGAGAAGCCUGGUUGUACGCGGGGACGUGUGUCUGUGUGUCUAUACGUGCAUUUACACCAAUAUUAUUAUUACUGUUAUUCUUUCUCUGGAUGAGCGCCUGAACGGCUGUUGUCGGGACUGGGGGCUGGGCGGUGAGAAGGGCGCGUGCAGCUGCACAGACACCCAGGCGACCCCCGCGCCACCGCCGCUCGCUGAGGUGCGCCUCGCCGCCGCUAUGAGCCACCUGCGCGCUGCGACUGCGCCCAACGAAUGGGGCGAAGGCGGCCGGGAGUUAGGCUCCCAGCAGCAGCUGGAGGAGAGCCUUCUGCUGGGACAGGACGCGGCGGCCGGCCGGGGCAGCGCCUUCCCCUCCGCUUGGCUGGGCAUCUGCUGCCCGGGCCGCGUCCCCUCGUCGCCCAGGUACCUGCUCUCGGGAGCAGCUGAGGGGGAUGAAGACGAAGAGGACGAGGAAGAGGACGACGACGAGGAGGAGGAGGAGCUCUUGGAGGCAGCCCAGCACCUGAGCGGCGGCGCCCGGACUUUGAGCGGGGCGUCCGGGAAGCAGCUGUGCGCGCUCCAGCACCGGCACCAGCACCAGGCCGGCGGCGUCCCCUGCGAGGCGCAGUCGCGGCCCCGGGCGCCCUGCACCGGCGGCGGCGGCGGCGGUCUGCUCCGCCCGGGCUCCCAGACGAGCGGCGUGCAGAAGCAGAGGCGCCUGGCGGCCAACGCCCGCGAGCGGCGCCGGAUGCACGGGCUGAACCACGCUUUCGACCAGCUGCGCAAUGUCAUCCCCUCCUUCAACAACGACAAGAAGCUCUCCAAGUACGAGACGCUGCAGAUGGCGCAGAUCUACAUCAGCGCCCUGGCCGAGCUCCUGCACAGCCCGCCGCCCGCAGACAGCGCCCCCAGCGGCAAGGGCGCCCCGCCGCCCGCCGGCCAGACCUUCGAGCGCGCGCCUUGCGCCCCGCCGGUAGGGGGAGCGCUGCAGCCGCCGCAGCCCAGGUCGCAGCCCGCGGGACCCUGCAGGACGCGUUUCCCCCCGGAGCCGCCGGCCGGGGGCGGAGCGGGGGGCUUCUCGGUGCAACUGGACCCGAUGCAUUUCCCCUCCUUCGCGGAAGGCGCCCUGCUGGGUCAAAAGGCGCCUUCGCCGGCCCAGCUCCUGCAGCCGACGGGCCAGCAGCCGCAGGGCCAGCAGGAGCGCAGGAAACCCUCCCCGCCGGCCCAUCGCAGCGACGGGGAGUUCUCGCCCCGAUCCCAUUACAGUGACUCCGAUGAGGCCAGCUAG